UUUAUCUUUCCGUUUCGUUAGUUUCAGACUUUCCAGUUAGUUAUUAACGAAGCAGACACUGACACCGCAGAUCUCCUAUAGAAUCCUUUGUGAAAUCUUAAAGCUUUGAAACUUUCAACUUGGCAAGAAUGGAAUGGAGGCAAGAAAAUAACAAGUUGUCGUGGUUUCAAGCGUCUUUGUUCGCCAAAAUAUUGGAGGAUCCCCUCAAAGAAAUAAAUAUUCUUGGCGAAUGUAAUAACGGUCUUCGAGUAGCAAAAGCUCUGUCGGAUAUGCCAGUGCUUCUGGCUGCUAAAUAUAAAGUGGGAACAUCGGAGACCAAUGAGCUGCCUCGUGACAAUGUGAACCUUCAGAAUCUGGACUACAGCACCUAUAAAAUUAAAAAACUUGAAGCGGACAGAAAAUAUUUCACUGACACAAUAAUGGCUUGCUACUUACAUUUGAACCUUAAACAAGAUUUCACUGUGUUACUUGAAGAAAUACAAAAAUACAUCCAACUCAAUCAAGAUAGAAUCGACUUAUUUGAUGAAAAUGCUAAAAACAAACUGUUAAGGCGAGAUCUUUACAGGCAAAUACGACACCAACGUAACCAUAUAAAGACUUUUGCAUACGAUACCAAUAAUGUCAUCGAAAACUUAAAAAGAAAAGUACAAGAUUACAGCCUCAUGACUGAGAUUCAGUUGCGGUACGUGGAGAAAUGGCAGCAAGCUCGUAUAGAACAGAACGAUCGGACAAUUGAACUCGCAGAGUCUGAUCCAGCAGGGGUCAUAGAGUAUUACAAACAGCGGUACGAGCAGGACCAACGGGUUCAUGCUGAAAUAGAACUUUUGAUGAAUAUCCUUAUAAAUGAAACAUCUCAGAAAGUGGAAGAAUGGAUGAAUAAAUAUGAUAAAGAUAUAGAAGAUGUGGAUUUAAAAAUACAAUACAAGAAAAAUGAUUAUCAGAACAUACACGAGAAAAGAAUAGGACUUGAGCAAACGUUGGAGAAUCGUAAAUUUUUAACAAAAGAAUGGAUAGAAUUCAAAAAAGAACGCGAAAGACAUCGUGAAUACGUAGAAAAAAUGAAUCAAUCUGCUGUUAUCGUACAAGCUUGGUGGCGAGGACUUUUGGUCAGACAACAAUUGGGUCCAUAUAAAGUUAAUAAGAAAAAGGGCAAAAAGAAGAAAAAAUAAAAUUUUAGACCCAAAACAGAGAUUUAAUACUUAAAAGUUACAUAAGUACCUACUUAAUAAUGUUUUCGAUAAUUACUGAAACUUACCGAGUGAUUUUUUGAUCCAAGAAAAAUG
This is a messenger RNA of Aricia agestis (brown argus), 1283 nucleotides long. RefSeq names its product dynein regulatory complex protein 9. The record is from RefSeq and is a predicted model, not a curated record. Bases 129 to 1169 code for a protein of 346 amino acids. Lineage: Eukaryota; Metazoa; Arthropoda; Insecta; Lepidoptera; Lycaenidae. Gene Ontology annotation, biological process: cilium organization. The transcript is spliced from 8 exons. Gene Ontology annotation, cellular component: cytoplasm; motile cilium. Gene Ontology annotation, molecular function: protein binding.